CGCGCCGGUGCCUCCCGAGCAGAGGCGCGCCCCGUGUAGGCGAGCGGGGCGCCCUGUGUAUUGCACAUGAACGGAUCCCUAGCUGUGAACAAGCACAACCUCCUCGAGGCGCUGCGCGGCGCGCUCUCGGCCGACGCGGCUGUGCGCGUGCCGUACGAGGCGGCGCUUGCAGCAUGGGAGGCGGCGCCGGGCUACGCGACGGCGCUGCUCAGCGUGUACGAGAGUCCUCCUGCGGGAUGCGGCGGCGCGGAGCGGCUGCUCGCAGUGCUCUGCCUCAAGGCGGCGGUCGGCCGCCGCUGGAACGAGCGCCGGUCCGGAGAACCCGCCAUCUCGGACGCCGAGAAGGCGGAGGUUCGAGCCCGGCUGCUGCCCGCCACCGACGAGCGCGAGCCCGCGCUGGCGUCGCAGCUUGUGCUGACGGCCGCUACCAUCGCCCGGCUGGAGGGCCUCGCCGCCUGGCCCGCGCUGCUCCCCGCCCUCACCGCCUCGUGCACUCGGCCGGCGCCGCUCGACGCGGCGCGAGGGCUGUCUGCCCUGUACCGCGUGGUCAAGCUGCAGGCGUCGCGCCGGCUGCUCGCGCACCGCAAGGCCUUCUUCGCGCUGUCGGAGCAGCUGCACGCCCCGCUGGCCAGCCUGCGCACAUCGCAUGCCCGCGCGCUGCUCGGACGCGUCCAGCCACUGCUCGGCGGUCCAGCAGACCAGCCGAUCGCGGGCAGCGGCGCCGGCGGAGAGGCGUGCGCGCUGCUCGCCAUCAAGACGGAGCGGCAGCUGCUGCUGCAUGGGUACGCGCGCGCGCACGCAUCGCAGGCUCGUGGAUGCAACCGAGAUGCCAGAUGCCUGCGAGAGACGGUGGCAUGGCCAUCCAUUUGUGAUGAGUUUGUCUCAAUCGUCCACAAGGCGGCCCUCGCCUCUGUCCGUGAUUUCGUGGAGCUCGCCGCCGCCGCCUCCUCCGCCGAGCUUGCGUUGCGCCGCGCUCUUGAUGCGUGUCCGCUGGCGCCGACCGCCGGCGCCGCUGCCGCCACGGCGGAUGCGUUGCUCACGGCGGACGCGCUGCUCAAAGUUGCCCUGGUCGCCGCAAAGUCACUAGUGGAGGUGCAGGAGGUGCAGCCACUCGCCCUCGCCUCGUGCGUCGGGCGCGCGCUCGCCGUAGCCGCCUCGGAGCUAGGCUCGCGCCCUUUCUCCGCCGGGUCCGCCGACGGCUCCGAGAAGCUCCUCGUCCGGCUCACCACCCUCCUCCGCAACGUCGUCUGCUGCGCUAGCUACGCUGCGGCGGCGCCGGGCGCGCACAGGCCACACGGCCGCCCGCCGGCGCCGGAGGCCGUGGCGUGCGAGGUGGCCGUCCGCUCGUUCGUCCUCUCGUCCGGCCUCGCGUCGGUCGUCCACUCGCUAGUGACGCGCGCGCUUCCGCUCGGCGAGGCGGAGCUGCUCGAGUACGCGGACGACCCGGAGGCGUGGGUGUGGGAGGAGGCGGCCUCGAGGGAGGGGGCGAGUCUGCGCCGCUGCGCCGAGCGGUGCGUCUCUUCGCUCGCCGAGCAAGCCGCAGCUCGCGCGGCGGUGCAAGCCGCGGUGCACGCCGCGGCCAACGAGGCUGCUGCUGCGGGGCUGGCAAGUUGCGAGGCGGUGCU
Messenger RNA from Emiliania huxleyi CCMP1516, 1625 nucleotides. RefSeq lists its product as hypothetical. Gene Ontology annotation, molecular function: small GTPase binding. Gene Ontology annotation, biological process: protein import into nucleus. The record is from RefSeq and is a predicted model, not a curated record. NCBI's taxonomy places the organism in Eukaryota, Haptophyta, Isochrysidales, Noelaerhabdaceae. The annotation marks the transcript as partial. Gene Ontology annotation, cellular component: cytosol; nuclear envelope. The transcript is spliced from 6 exons.